Molecule: messenger RNA, 4043 nt
Organism: Protopterus annectens (West African lungfish)
Lineage: Eukaryota; Metazoa; Chordata; Ceratodontiformes; Protopteridae
Gene: IL17RB
Product: interleukin 17 receptor B
Exons: 12
Coding region: 38-1684 (548 amino acids)
Molecular function (GO): interleukin-17 receptor activity
Source: RefSeq, a predicted model, not a curated record
AUUGGUGUGAGAGAAUUUUAGUGCUUCUUCAGGGAAAAUGAGACCCAAGUCAGUGCUCCUGUUGAUGCUCUUUGUACUGCUUCAGCCUUCUAGUUACUGUGAAAAAAGCGUUCCUGAACGGUGGCAACAAUUAAUGAAGUGUGCUUCUCAUCCUGCGAAUAGCCCUCCUGAGGAAUGGAUGAUGCACCACAACUUAACUCCAAGUGAUGUGCAUGCUGUGAAGGCAGAACUUAUCCAGGUUGCAGAUGACCAAGGUUCAACGAAACCUAUUUUGAAAGUCAGCUGGAAUAUUUCUGUUGAUGGAAGUAUUCAUGUACUUAAAGGAACUAUGAUCACUUUAAGAGAGAUUGGAAACUUUGGAAAUGUUCAGGCAUUUCGCUGUAUGUAUACAGACUUCACUGGUGAUUAUACAGGACAUCUUGCAGAAUUUAGCUUUAGUGGAUUUACUGUCAACCCAAGUAUUAUGUAUGAGAUAUCGGCUUACAACAUACCUACUGCAAAUAUAGGUGAAGAUCAGCCAUCAAAAAGCAUAGAGUUUACAACUCCAGAUUGCUCAGAUAGUAAAAUGAAGUUUUCAAGACAUUGUAUUGACUCAGGAAGUCUCUGGGAUCCAAAUAUAACCACAUGCACUAUAUGUGAAUUACUGGAAAUGAAUUUUACAACAGGCAAAAAUGGAAAAUAUGACAUCUACCUUUAUACAUGCAGUACGAAUGACAUAGAAUCGUGCAAUGACGUCAGUGUUACCUCCAUUACUGAGGACAAAGAAGUCAGAAAAAUGAUGAAAUUUAAUAUGACUGGCAAGAUAUCCAAAUACUUAUUGAUAACAAUAAGUCCAUAUUUCCAUGCCUGUGGCAGUGACUGCAAUAUUCGCGAAAAAAUGGUCGAUAUGUCUAAGAAAUGCGGGGAGUGCAUUGAGUUUCCAGAGAAAGCAACAAAAACUGACAUGGUACCAUAUAUAAUUGCUGUCACUUCAAGCAUUUGCUGGGCAAUAUUAGUUGCCAUGGUAUACUUCAUGUAUAGAUAUGGUAAAAUGAAGACAUUGCAUUCCACAGUACCACCUGCAAGAGUUAAAGUACUGCUUGUUUACCCAUCUGACAAGGAGGUAUUUCAGAAUGUUGCUCUUGCAUUUGCUGAAUUUCUGCACACCGACUGUCUUUGUGAAGUUGCUCUAGAUUUAUGGCAGAUGAGAAACAUUGCAGAAAUGGGCCCCGUGCAAUGGCUUAGUCAGCAGAAGCAAAUCGUUGAUAAGGUUAUUUUCCUCUGUUUAAAUAAAACUACCAUGCAGAGCAGCUCAUAUCUUGAUGGUUCUAACCACACAGACUGUUCAUCUGAUAUGUACUCUCUGGCACUCAACUUGUUCUGCAGUGACAUAAAGCACAAUUCAUCUCUGCAAAAAUACAUGGUUGUCUCCUUUGAUGAAAUAAGCUCAGAAAAAGACAUUCCACUUGUAUUAACUGCUUGUAGUAAGUAUAGUUUCAUGAAGUCAUUGAAACAAUUUUGCAAAGAUCUUCAUAACAUAUCUGGAUGCAGAGUUUUCCCUUCAGUGAACAGUGUCAUCCUAGAUUGCAAGUAUAGUAGUAAACAAACUGUAAGACUGAAUGAUGUGAUACAUGAAUUAAAAACUAAGGCAAAAACAUUUUCAACAGUACAAAUGAAGGAAGACUGCCUUAUUGAGAUCUUCUGAUGCUUUGCCUGUCAGUGCAAGGCCAAACUGCUGCUGCAUCAGAAAGUAACCUGUCAGCGCAGAGGAGUUAAGGCUGGGAUCUGCUACCAUCAUCCUAUACACCUGAGUUUGAUUCAUUCCUUCUGUACCUUACAUGAAGUUUGAUUCAGAAUCUGAGCAAGUCACUUAACUAGAGAACUCUUCUAAAUGACAAAUGUAAAAAAGGCACUUGUGGGCUUACUUGGUUUACAACAACAAAAAAGUUUGCCAUGAUGUUUACAGUUCAUGCAGUAUGGUCAGAUGAAUUAUUAAAUGCAUUAGCCUUAUGGCAAUAAACAAGGACAGUGUGUAGAGAGAGGAAGACCGUAAAAGCCCGAACAACAAAGAAUAAAUGUCAUGUUAGCAUGCUUAUUUUCUGAUUACAUUUGUUCUGAUAAAGAGGUACUUGUCUGCUUAUUAAAAGUGACAGUGGGCAUACCUCUCAACCUCUUAGAGCAAAAAUCUAGACAAAUCUAUAAAUAAAACUGGGACAAAGACCCAAAAAAUAGGGGCAAUUUUUAAAUAUUGCUCUUACAAACCUAGAAAGUUGACUAACAAGUUUUGAUUUAGCAUAAAUGUUCUGAAGGAUAUGAAGUCCGAAACUCAAAUGUCUGUCACUAUUUUCUAACUUCAUUCUUUAAUGAUUUACCACUAAUUUGCCAAAAACCCACAAUUAUAUGAAAAACAGACAAAAAAUAUGAGACCAAAAUCUGGACAUUCUGCAAAAAUCUGUGCAGUUGAGAGGUAUCUGGGCAUGGAUUUAUCAAGCAUUCAGACAAAAAGAUAUAGGAAGUGUGAACUAGCACUCCAUGGCAACCUGACAAAGGGAAUUAAGAGUUGCCAGUAAAUCUUAGCCAGUAGCACUGGGUUUGAUUCCCUCACUCUCUUCUUUCAUACCUGGUGAACUGUGUACGUCACAUAAACAAAACAUGAGUGCUUCAGUUUCAUCCUUAAAAUCAUAUAUGAGCCUAGUGAGUUUUAAAUAUGUAACAAGUAAAUACAAUUCUAAGGAUAACCAUUAUAAGCAUACAUCUUACCUGUUCCUGAAUUUGGACAACAUCCAUGAUUUUGCCUCAUGUUUUUACUCUGUCAGUGAAAAAAUAUUUUGUUUUCUGCUAAAUCACUGUGGCUUACAAUCAAUAGUGACAGAUAUCAGAGCUUCAGACAUGUUCUAUUAACUUCCUUAGUGAAUUAGAGUAAUAUUUAAAAAUGUCCAUGAUUUUUGCCCCUUUGCCCCCAUUAUUUUUGCCUUUGUCUAGAAUUCUUGAGCAGAACAAUUGAGAGGUAUGGCAGUUGCUGGCUUGUCGAACUUAAUUUCAGAUGCUGACACAUGUCAAAUAGAUUGUUUUAGUACUGAAAUAGAAACUUGAAUCACAGAAAUGUAAUUUCAUACUUAUUUGUUUAGAAGUAAAAUUGUUGUUUAACUAAGGUGACUUGGCAGUGAGUAGGCAGACCAAAUGUUAUCACAUAAGAGGUAGAGAACACACAGUAAAACUAGAAGGAUGAUAAACAAGAUAAAUUAUUAUGGCGUGGCUGCAUAUUUUCAUAGUUGGGGACUCAAACUACAAGUAGAAGGGCUAUAAAAAUCAAGACGCUAGCAAAGGAUGUUGGAUGGAUGACCAGUGGGGCUGGAUCUCUCCUUACUAAGGACCAGAAGAGACAUGGAGACAUGCUCUGGGUGUACAAGGUCAUAAUGGGAAGAGCUGAUAACUUCAGACUGGGCAGGAGUAAGUGGGAGAAGGAGGGGGUACAGGCAUCAAACUGGAGGCACCCAUGCUGUAUACUCCUGGAAUGGGUAUUAGAGAUAGACUCCACAAUGUUAUUCAAGAGACCAUGGGGCAGAUAGAGAAAGAGUGAAUGGGAAGGAAAGGGUGGAACAGAGGUGCAAUGUUAGUCAUUUGAAAGACAGACAAGGUAGGCUAAUUGUCUUUUUUGUACAACUGGUGAAUGUGAAGUAAUAGUCAAUAAAAUACUUAGCUUGGGACAGGUGUACCUCUUUAUUUCUUCCUUACAGAAUGUGAAGGAAGACCAUAUCAUAAUCCUCAGCACUGUUUGGGGGUAAGUGUAAGUAGGUAGCCAGUAGGAGGCAGUUGGCGAAUCAGAUAUCAUAUCAAGAUGUGUACUGCAAGACAUGUGAAUGCAAGCUUGCAUCACCUGGUGCCUUUUACUAAUGCCAUUUCAGCUGAUCAGUAUUUAGAAUUUCAGGAAGUCCUUUCUAAGUACAGACGUUACACAGCAGGGUACUAGGAAGAAAGGAAAGAUACGAUGUUAUGUUGUCCUAUCUCGCCUUCAUUCUUACAAUGAUGGGUUCGGAGCCAGAUCUCGGCUCCGACUCGGCCGA